AUGCGCGUCCCCUACGCCCCAAGCGAGCCGCCGAAUGAAGAAGCCCGCCCAAUCUACGAGCGCAUCGCCGAGCGACGAAAGCCGCGCCCGCUUAUCCCACUCGACCUUGCGCUCCUGCACAACCCCGCCGUAGCAGACGGCUGGAACUCAUUCAUCGGCGCGAUCCGCACGCAAACCAGUCUACCAGCCAAAUUGAAAGAGCUAGCCAUAAGUCGCAUCGCAGUGCUGAAUCACGCAGUCCACGAGUGGGACGUGCAUGCCGCUCUAGCAUUGAAAGCAGGCGUGUCCAGAGAAGUACUUCAGACUAUCUUUGAUUUACCUGUUACAAAACAUGGGAUGGUGGAGAGGGAGGGGCUGUUGGGGUUCAGCAAGGAGGAGUAUGCGGUUAUGGUUUAUACGGAUCAGAUGACUGUGGGUGUGCAGGUGGAAGAUACGGUUGCGGAGAUGGUAAAGGGCGUGUUGGAGGACACCAUGGUUGUGGAGUUGACGGCAACGGUCGCGGCGUAUAAUGCUCACCCCAAAGCCUUCACACCCCCCUCGCAAUCCGACCUCGACGAGCUCCGCGACUCGGUCCGCGACUUCGCCCAACGCGAGAUCCCCGAAGACGUCGCCGCGCGCACGGACAAACAAAAUGAGUUCCCCAACGAAAUGUGGCAGAAGUUCGGCGAAGCGGGUUUCCUAGGCAUAACCGCAGAUGAGGAGUUCGGCGGACUGGCAAUGGGCUACCAAGCCCAUUGUGUUGUCAUGGAGGAGCUGUCGCGGGCGAGCGGCAGCAUAGGACUGAGUUACGCGGCACACAGCCAGUUGUGCGUCAACCAGUUGAUGUUGAACGGGAAUGCGGAGCAGAAGAAGAAGUACCUGCCUGGUUUGAUCAGUGGGGAGAAGAUUGGUGGGCUGGCUAUGAGCGAGCAUAGUGCCGGGAGUGAUGUUGUUAGUAUGAAGAGUACGGCGAAGGAGGUGGAUGGCGGGUAUUUGCUUAAUGGCACGAAGAUGUGGAUUACAAACGGCCCGGACGCACACGUGAUAGUCGUCUACGCCAAAACCGAACCCAACGCCGCCUCCAAAGGCAUCACAGCCUUCAUCCUCGAGACCUCUACCCCUGGCUUCAGCGUCGCGAACAAACUAGACAAGCUGGGUAUGCGUGGCUCCAACACCGGCGAACUCGUCUUCGAGAACGUCUUCGUCCCCAAGGAAAACGUCCUCGGCGAGAUCAACCGCGGCGUCCGCGUCUUGAUGGAGGGCCUGGAUCUAGAGCGCCUGGUUCUGUCGGCGGGACCGCUGGGUCUCAUGCAGGCGUCUCUUGACAACGUCCUUCCUUACACACACCAGCGGAAGCAGUUUGGUACGCCGAUCGCGCAUAAUCAGCUUGUGCAGGGGAAGCUGGCGGAUAUGUACACGAAAUACCGGGCUAGUCAAGCUUUCACAUACAGUGUCGCCCGCGCUGUGGAUGAGUCGCAUGCUAGUCCCGAUAUCAAGACACAAGACUGCGCAGGCGCCAUCCUGUAUGCGGCAGAGAGGGCGAGCGAGGUCGCGGCUGAUGCCGUGCAGUUGAUGGGCGGCAUGGGAUACAUGAACGAAGUGCCCGUUGGUAGAAUACUUAGGGAUGCCAAGUUGUAUGAGAUUGGUGCUGGAACGAGUGAGCGCGUCACGGUCAAAUGUCUGGAAGCAAUAUCAGACAAAGAGAAGAAGGACGCCAAGGACGAGAUUCAUAUGAACCAGAUAAUUAGAAACCAGGUUUUAGAAGGACAUCUGUACAACAUAUACACGUCGUUUGCUGAACUGGGGACUCUCGCACGCAUCCACGACGGGCAUAAGAAAGAAGAGAGACCUGUGCCCGAGCACUUCAUUUGGUACUUUCUCAGCCAAGUGACUGAGGCACUACUGGCGUUGCGGGAUGGUACCUGCUCAUCACCGAAUGCAGCACCCGAAGACCAAGAAGAGACCUGGCGGGCAAUUGUGCACUCCGAUAUCAAGGAUGCGAACAUAUUCCUGCAGGCCGCUAAUACCAAGUAUCCUGCAUAUCCGAACAUUGUUGUUUCUGAUUUUGACAUUGCCUGUGAUAAGGGUACAGACGAGAGAAGAUACGACGGUACGCCUGGCAUGCAGCCCCCAGAACGAGAGCAUUCCGCGCUCAAGGAAUUGGAUUGGUUCCCGGAAAGAUGGACUGUCUCGGAGAAGUCGGAUAUAUGGAGUCUAGCCAUGACAGCCUGGGCGCUUAUGGUCGCUCAUAAUGAAGGUACUGACUUCUACGACGAAGCCCAUGAGAGAUGCAAAACUUGGGUGUAUAAUGAUGAAUUCAAGAAAGGAAAUGUCAGCCAGAAGGAAGGGAUCUUUCCAAGACGUCUGAGCGAGCUUCCCAAAGAAUACAGUGUCGGUCUGUGCGAGAUCGUCUCGGAAUGUCUGCGAUAUGACCCGGAUGGUCGUCCAAGUCUAGAGAAAUUGCGAAAAGUCAUCGAUGAUCAAUUGGCCAGAUUGGACCGCAUGUACGGCGAUGAGAUAAAGAAGCCAGAAGGCACCAUUGUCGACGACUCCAAACUCGCGUAUACCCCAGAAGAGAGCGAUACUUGGGCACAGUUUGCUCUCGGUCAGACCGUUGAACCACCACGGAAACGGCGCAAGACGGACGACGCUGGCGCCUUUAAAGAUGAGUUGGCAAAGGUCAUCAACGAUUGGAAAUCCAAAUCCAGAUAUCCCGUAUCAGGCGCAGCAGACCGCGAUGCUCUAAGUUCGGUUGACCAGAUCAUCAACGACUGGAAACCCGAGUCUAUAGUGAGAUUCCGAGCAAAUUUGCCCCAACUACACGCUUGGCGCUACCUUUUCACCUGUAUUCGCAAACGUACAUCCCCAAUAGCAUACGUCUAUAGGUACGACAAUGACAACGAGGAAGAUCCAUCGGAGACGCUCAAGCACGAUAACAAAAGGGCAGUGCUUGAAACACUGCGCGAUGUGGUUGUGCCCAUCGCCAAAAAUGUUGCUAGGACAGUCGCUAGUGAAGCAGCAGAGAAGAAUGGAGAGGAAGCCACACAUGCGGAAAUUGAAGGUACUCCUGAGAUGAUAAGUCUUGACACAUUACGGCAUGCGAUAGAGUGGGGUUUGGUGCUUUUGAAUGUUGGUGCGGAGCCGAGAACUCCGAGAUUGAGUGAGAAGACAGAGAUGCAUCGUGGCAUGCUUGACUUUCUCUUCAAGGAACCUUCUGGUGUGUACGACUAUGAUCCAAAUUACUAA
Molecule: messenger RNA, 3225 nt
Organism: Alternaria triticimaculans
Lineage: Eukaryota; Fungi; Ascomycota; Dothideomycetes; Pleosporales; Pleosporaceae
Exons: 6
Coding region: 1-3225 (1074 amino acids)
Biological process (GO): protein phosphorylation; L-leucine catabolic process
Molecular function (GO): 3-methylbutanoyl-CoA dehydrogenase activity; peroxiredoxin activity; ATP binding
Source: RefSeq, a predicted model, not a curated record